AUGUUAAUUUCUUUGAAUAAAGUAUUAUUUUUGGUUUCAUCUGCGAUAUCGUUUUCAAUAGAAAAAGAUACAAUUAUGGAUAAAUGGUACUUGGUAAUCGACAAUGACGCAGGUGGAGACGACGCCUUGGGUAUUUUUUUGGCUGUAUUAUUCGAAAAGCAUUAUAACGGACCACAACUGAUUGGACUGACCACAGUACAUGGCAACGCUGAAGAAGAGAACGUGUACAUAAACAAUCAAAGAGUUCUAAAGCUUGCGAAACGACAAGACGUGCCCAUAUAUAGGGGAUCCAAUACUUCGAUAGUAUUCAAACCACCCCCAGCUUUCUAUUAUGGAGCUGAUGGUCUCGGUGAACUUGAGGAAGAGUUAGCCAAUUUGGUUCCCGCAAAUAAGAAAAAUGCUGUGGAUGCCCUGCUCGACCUUUCUAGAGAAUAUAACGGAAAAUUAAUUGUGGUAACUACAGGACCAGUCACUAACGUUGGAUUUGCUGUUAAAAGGGAUCCAGAUUUUUUAUCACGAUUGAAGCAUUUAUAUGUGGCGGCCGGUCAUAUAUAUAGUGAAGAAUACCCGAAAGGGGAGUUCAACGCGCGCUCUGACGCUGAAGCAUAUCGCCUAAUUACUGAAAACGCUACACCAGAUAAAGUUACCGUCUUUCCGUUUUCUCAAGUGAAAACUUCGCUUAAUAUAAGCAAGGAGUGGCGUGUUAACACCUUCGGAGCCUUGCAGAGCGAGAUUGUCAAAGCACAAAAUAUGUAUGAGAGGAUAUCUUUGACUAAGAACGAUCGUUGGCACGCGCUUGACCCCGCCGCUGUAGCUAUUGCUCUGAAGCCAGACUUAGUCAGAGAGUAUAAAUAUUCUCAAAACGACAUCCUCUUAGAAGGUGACAAAAGAGGAAUCAAUAAGAACACAUUUGUUGACAAAGAUGAAGCUAAUGUACGGGUUGUAUUUUCAGUAAAGGAAGACGACUACAAAACAUUCUUACUCGACUUGUUCUCAAAAUAG
Messenger RNA from Leptosia nina, 1002 nucleotides. Lineage: Eukaryota; Metazoa; Arthropoda; Insecta; Lepidoptera; Pieridae. The record is from the annotation of a GenBank genome assembly.